Poeciliopsis prolifica (blackstripe livebearer) is the source of this 2132-nucleotide messenger RNA. Its product is annotated as G1/S-specific cyclin-D2-like. NCBI's taxonomy places the organism in Eukaryota, Metazoa, Chordata, Actinopteri, Cyprinodontiformes, Poeciliidae. The record is from RefSeq and is a predicted model, not a curated record. Gene Ontology annotation, cellular component: cytoplasm; cyclin-dependent protein kinase holoenzyme complex; nucleus. Gene Ontology annotation, molecular function: cyclin-dependent protein serine/threonine kinase regulator activity. Gene Ontology annotation, biological process: regulation of cyclin-dependent protein serine/threonine kinase activity; positive regulation of G1/S transition of mitotic cell cycle; mitotic cell cycle phase transition.
CCUUGCAGCCUGAUCCGGUUCGGUUCGGUUCUGCUGUCACAACAAACUGAUUGAAUUCAAGGAUUUCAAACUUGAAUCUUUAUGUUGAAUGAACUUUUCUAGAUGAUCAGUUUGACUUUGGCGGAUGGUUUUUUUGCGCAGGUUUGCGGUUUUGCGUUGCGGGACGGGCAAAGAGGGACAACAGGACGUUGUUGCAUCUGCUUCACGCAGGCAGGCGGAAUCAUUGCGUCAGUGGCGCACGCAGGGCAGGCUUGUGCGCUCGGCGGAUGAGUUAGAGGCGCAGAGGAGAGAGAGGAAAAAGUUUGUGCGGAUCGGAGCGGCGCGACGCGGCGGGACGACGCGUUUCCCUCAGACUUUAUCUGAAGAAGUUCGGCUGGAAGGUCUCCCACCCUCCUUCCGCCCCUAGCACCAUGGAGCUGCUCUGCCUCGAAAUGGACACCAGCAUACGAGCCCGUCCGGACCCGAACCUCCUGCGCGAUGACAGAGUUCUGCAGAGGCUGCUGACCAUCGAGGAGAGGUUCCUGCCGCAGUAUUCUUAUUUCAAAGGCGUCCAGAAAGACAUUCAGCCCUUCAUGAGGAGGAUGGUCGCUACUUGGAUGUUGGAGGUCUGCGAGGAGCAGAAGUGCGAGGAAGAAGUUUUUCCUCUGGCCAUGAACUACCUGGACAGAUUUUUAGCGAUGGUUCCGAUCAAGAAAUGCAACCUGCAGCUGCUGGGCGCAGUCUGCAUGUUCCUGGCCUCCAAGCUGAAGGAGACGCGGCCGUUAACGGCAGAGAAGCUCUGCAUCUACACAGAUAACUCCAUCAGGCCGCAGGAGCUGCUGGAAUGGGAGCUGGUGGUUUUGGGGAAGUUGAAGUGGAACUUGGCAGCGGUGACGCCGAACGAUUUCAUCGAUCACAUCGUGCGGAGGCUGCCGCUGGCCGACGACAAGCUGGUUCUGAUCCGGAAACACGUCCAGACUUUCAUCGCUCUCUGCGCCACAGAUUUCCGAUUCGCCAUGUAUCCCCCCUCCAUGAUCGCCACAGGAAGCGUGGGGGCGGCCAUCUGCGGCCUGCAGCUGGACUCGGCCGACCAAUCAGUGGGCGACAGCCUGACGGACCUGCUGGCCAAAAUCACCAACACAGAGGUGGACGUUCUGAAGGAGUGCCAGGAGCAGAUCAAGCGCGUCCUGGAGAGCAGCCUGCGCGAGGGCCGGCAGCAACAGCAGCAGACGCAGCGGGCCAGCGGGAAGGGCCUGGAGGAGCUGGACCAGGCCUCCACGCCCACAGACGUCCGCGACGUCAACUUGUGAAGCACCAGAGGGCGCCAUUGCACAGGAUUUCCAAGAAUCUUUUUUAAAAACACUUCCAAUCUUCAUAAAAGCAGAAAAAUAGAACAAAAGAGCAAAAAAUCAUUAAAAACACAAGGCCUUAAAGAAAUGCAAGGACAGUGCUGGCUAGUUUUGUAGUUGACCUUUUCUUCAAGUAAAACAAAAACAAAAAAAAAACACAAAAGCUCCUGCACAUGAAAUAGAUUUUGUCUGAAGCUCUCGUGCAAAAGCAACAAGCCUGAUGAAGCUGCAGUGCCUUGGAUGCAGAGAAGGGAAUCGUUCUGCCGCUGAAGCUGCAGACAGGACAAUUACAGAGAUCAUCCAUUUUCUAUUUUAUUUGCAAAGAUGAGUUUUUCAUCGUCUGCAGGCAGUGGGAGAAGAGGACGCGUCCUGCCAGAUCGUCCACCUCUGGAGGGACAGAACUGUGUCGAGCAGACGGUCCUGUUGCCAGGAAACCGCUGGAACAAUAACGGUUAUUAGUAAUAUUUAUAAUUAUUGAUACCAUCAGAAAUAUUUUGGAACUUCAUGAGCUCCUUUGGUUCAGGCUGCUUGUUUGCAUCGGUUUGAGGAAAGAGUGUGUGUGUGUGUGUGAGGGUGUGUGUGUGUGUGUGAGGGUGUGCAUGUGUGUGUGUGUGUGAGGGUGUGUGUGUGUGUGAGGGUGUGUGUGCAUGUGUGUGUGUGUGUGAGGGUGUGUGUGUGUGUGAGGGUGUGUGUGUGUGUGUGAGGGUGUGUGUGUGUGUGUGAGGGUGUGCAUGUGUGUGUGUGUGUGUGAGUGUGUGUGUGAGGGUGUGUGUGUGUGUGUGAGGGUGUGUGUGUGUGUGUGUG